AUGGUUUCUAAAAAUGUUAUAAAUGUUAUACAGAAUAACGAAGAUAUUGAUUUUAAUGAAGGUUUCCUUGAAGAUGAGCUUGACAGACUACAAGCAACCUUGUUUUACUUAAUGGAUAAAGUACAACUAGUUGAUAUUGUAGAAAUAUGGGAAUUAAUCAGGCUUACAAGAAUAUACAAACAUUACAUUAUUUUACUAGCUGAUGGAGUGGAAAUAAUAACACAAUUUCAGCAUAUCAAUAAUAAUCCUAUGGUUAUUAAACAUUGUGGACAACCUGCAACUAAACGAAUAAAAGUAUCAUUUGAAAAUGAUAUGCAAUAUAGUAGAACUAACAAUAGUAUACUUAGUUUAUCUGAUCUCAAUUUACAUGUGUGA
Dentiscutata erythropus is the source of this 375-nucleotide messenger RNA. The record is from the annotation of a GenBank genome assembly. Lineage: Eukaryota; Fungi; Glomeromycota; Glomeromycetes; Diversisporales; Gigasporaceae.